This is a messenger RNA of Talaromyces rugulosus, 1071 nucleotides long. RefSeq lists its product as uncharacterized. Gene Ontology annotation, cellular component: mitochondrion. The record is from RefSeq and is a predicted model, not a curated record. NCBI's taxonomy places the organism in Eukaryota, Fungi, Ascomycota, Eurotiomycetes, Eurotiales, Trichocomaceae. Gene Ontology annotation, molecular function: S-adenosylmethionine-dependent methyltransferase activity. Bases 1 to 1071 code for a protein of 356 amino acids. The transcript has 2 exons. Gene Ontology annotation, biological process: mitochondrial respiratory chain complex I assembly.
AUGUCCGUUCCAUUAGCAAGAAUACGAAGCCGCUGGCGGCCUUGCACCAAAAUAAUCACGAGAAACUACGCCGUGCAGACACCAGGACGACCAUCUCUCGAAGUCUUCAACCGAGCUGCAAAGCGCAUUCAAAAAGACCGCGCUGGCAGCAAUGUCGAGCAAAGCCGCAAUGUGGACUACCUCAAAGACGAGGUAGCUUUGCGAUUAUGCGACAGAUUGUUGGACAUCAAGAGAACAUUCCCUACAGUGCUCGACCUCGGCGCAAAUAGCUGUAAUAUUGCACGCGCCUUGACCGUUCCCUACGAAGACCCGGCCGAAACAGAGCCAUUGCAACCUAUAUCGAGUCGUAUUGGAAAUAUCAAAUGCGUCGACACGUCACAAGCCCUGCUAUACCGCGACGAGGAUCUCGAGUUCAACAAGGAACUGUCGCUUCAACGCGAAGUGAUCCGGGACCUGGAAUACCUACCUUACGAGCCCAAUACCUUCGAUCUCGUCCUGUCCUCGCUCUCGAUCCACUGGAUCAACGACCUUCCGUCAUUGCUGGCGCAAGUAAACUCCAUUCUCAAACCGGACAGCCCCUUCAUCGCCGCCAUGUUCGGUGGUGACACCCUCUUCGAGCUGCGGUCGUCGCUGCAGCUGGCAAACAUGGAGCGCCGCGGAGGCGUGAUUCCGCACAUAUCGCCUCUGGCUGAUGUGAAGGACAUUGGCGGGCUGCUGACAAAGGCCGGGUUCAAGAUGCUCACUGUGGAUGUCGAGGAUAUCGUGGUCGAUUUCCCAAGCACGUUUGCGUUGAUGGAGGACCUGCAGGCCAUGGGCGAGAGUAAUGCUACAUUGCAGCGAGGUCCUCUUUCCAAGGACGUGCUUUUGGCGAACGAGGCCAUAUACCGCGAGCUGCAUAAAGAGGAGAGCAAUGCAUCUGGAAAUGGCCAGGGCGGGAUUCCAGCAACGUUUAGGAUUAUUUUUAUGAUUGGAUGGAAAGAAGGAGCAGGGCAGCGCCAGCCUUUGCAGAGGGGAAGCGGAGAUGUAAAUCUCAAGGAUAUUCUCGGGGGAGGGGACUUUGAACAAAAGUAG